Molecule: messenger RNA, 790 nt
Organism: Actinia tenebrosa (Australian red waratah sea anemone)
Lineage: Eukaryota; Metazoa; Cnidaria; Anthozoa; Actiniaria; Actiniidae
Source: RefSeq, a predicted model, not a curated record
UGCUACAUUAACAUGAAAAGGGCUACAGCUUUGCGAGGUACAGUCGACUUUAAUCAGCGCGGGCUAUAAAACAACGAAAAAAUAUUCAAAACUUCUUGCACAUUUAGUUGCAGAAAUAUCCCGAAGAACUCCACCAUGAGACAAAUGCUAGUUUUAUUUGCCUUGACGCUUAUCUUAUCCACGGAAGCGAGAGGGCUGGGCAGAAAAGAUGAAAACGACCUGGAAAAACGUCUUUUAGAUCUGACUGAAUCAGAGGAGCCAUUAGCCGUAGAGCGUGGAGUCUGCGAGGCCCAGUUUGUCAAAGUUGGAUGCUUCAAAGAUAACGGCCUUGGAUCAAACAAAGUCUUGAACGAACUCCUCUUCACAGAUCGAAGUAGGCAAAGUCCUAAAUCAAGCGGGAAACUCAUAGACUGGAGUGAUUAUGAAUCGUACUUGAAGGACUUAGCAUGUCGAUGUGCAAAGGCAGCGAAGGCGAAAGGCUACACACACUUUGGCCUUCAGUAUUAUGGUGAAUGCUUUAGUGCACCGGAUGCUUCUCGCGUUUAUGCAAGGGAUGGUGCUUCUUCUGGUUGUGUUAAUUCAUUUUACCAAGCAUGUAAUGCGGAGGACUCAAAUAACUGCGUUGGUAAAGCUCACGCAAACUUCGUCUACAGGAUACCUGAAGAGGGCAGUGGAGGUGGCCAAGUAGACUACAAUGGCGCCUACGAUGCAUAAUGGAAGAAUAUUACACUAAACUAAUAAUCCCCUUUGAUUGAUUCAUUAGAAUUAAACUUCCGUUUGAGGCCGUGAA